AUGGUUGCGGAGUCAGUGCACUCCAUGACAUUUGCAGACUCAGUCAUGAGUUCGGCAAAGAAUGUCCCGAUGGAUAUUUGCAGAACAUGGAAUGACAUCACUUGCUGGUUGCUUCUGGCAAUGUCAAUUUGGGCACUAUACUUCUACGAGAUUGAAGCGACAUGGCUGGAUGCACCCUGUCAAAUGGUCGACAUUUCUUGCUUGGUUGCUGGGAUCGUGACCGGUACCGCUGCACUCUUGGAGCUUUGUGCCGUGUUUAUCGAAUUCAGCCCAAAGAAGCUGUCUCCAGCAGUCAAGGGUGAUGAUUCCAAGACGAUGCUGCUCGUCUAUUCCUGCCUAUCGGUGAGCUACUUCAAGAUGGGAGUUUCAGGAAACACGUGGGUGCACACUGAUCCCUUGGCUUUUGGUGGGCCGCGCCCAGUCUACACUCUGAGGUAUUUGGAGUGGAGUAUUUGUAUGCCGCUGUUGAUCUCUUUAUCUUCAAGCCCGCCGAUGGAGAGCUCAACACACCAACCAAAAGAAGAUGAAGGUGAAGGAGAAGAUGACGAUCAGUCAAAAGAGUUGAUUGAAGCCCAGGUGGAUGAUGUCCUCAGCUUACCCCGUGUGGUUUGCAGCCGUCUCUACCAGACUGAGCUCCGUGGAUCUGCCCGCUGCACAGCUGUAUACAUUUGGUCCUCUUGGAUUGCUCUCGUCGUGAAAGAUGAGUUUGUCCGUUGGCUGCUGCUAUGUGCAUCCUUCAGUGCCUAUGCCGUUGCCACCACAGAACAGAUAGUUUAUUGGUUCGGCGCGCGCGAGAAGGAUGAAAGAAAGCAAUCAAGGGACUACCCAGUGCUUGUCAUCACGCAGGCUGCACUUGCCACGCAUUAUGGCGUGAUCUAUUUGCUGGCAGUCUUCGGGUGCAUUUCUUGGCAAAACGAACAGAUGUCAUAUACCGUCUCCGAUGUGGUUGCCAAGCUAACCCAUUCGGCCAUUCUGGUGAGCAUGAGGCGAAGGAGGAACUUAAUGAUCUUGGAUGAAUUGCGUGUCGCAGCACAGCUGGCGGCGAUGGAUAUCCAGCGAUUGAUUUCACAGGCCAAUGUCCCAAUUUUUUGUGUGAACAAGAACUUGGAGGUGGAGGAAUGGAACCAAAAGAUAGAAGAACUCACAGGUGUCAAAAAGGUGGAUGCUUUGCAGCGCAGCCUGCCCGAGUUUUGCUCUGAAAGGGCCAGCGGAUGGUGGGCCUCUGCUGAGAAGCUGCUACGAGAUGCGCUGGAAGGGCUAGAUUCGAGCGUGGUGGAGAUGCACAUGACUGGUGCUCCACAGAAUGGACAGAUGGCCAAAAGCUGCAUGAUGGCUGUGAGUGCGACCUCCCAAAGAACCCGAACAGGUGAAAUUAAGGGCGCUGUUUGCAUUGGGCAGGAUGUGACUGAAUUGACGUCAGAAAAGCAAAAGGCAGAGAACCUGGCGGAGAGCUUGAACCGAAGCUUGACGCGGCCAAUGCUCCAAUUUUUGAGAUUGACCUGGAGUUCAACGUUAUCAAAUGGAACAGCUGGCUGGAGAACCGAAGUGCACUCUCUCAAGAGGAGUUGGCUGGGAAGUCUGUUUUCGAAGUCUUGUCGCCAGAGACGAGGAAAUCCUUACAGGAUGGCGUGGAGAGGGCCUUGA
Durusdinium trenchii is the source of this 1644-nucleotide messenger RNA. The record is from the annotation of a GenBank genome assembly. NCBI's taxonomy places the organism in Eukaryota, Dinophyceae, Suessiales, Symbiodiniaceae.